AUGAGUCGAGUAGUUGUUGAAGAUAAGAGCCAGGUGGUUCAGUCGGGAAUGAUUGAGCCACCUCCGGAGGUGAUGAGAGAUGUUGAGAAAGUAGCACAUAUGAUGAUCAGUAGGGGUUGGCAGACGCACCUGUCGACGUUCCAGAUUGCGAGAGAACUUCGGCUCAGAGGUCGCAGGCACUCAUGGAAGUAUCUCAAGUACAGCUUUUUGGAUGUCUCCGAUCCUUUUCACGCAUAUUUCCUGAAAGCGUGUAAGAAGUACAAGUACGCUUAUCAGGACAGAUAUGGGACUCUCAAACCUGACAUGAAUCCGUAUAACCGCACCGAUGUCGAGGUCCCUCCCUGCAGGAUCCGGCCUCCUCCUUUGAAGGGUUUUUCAGUUCCUCAAGGGAUCACACUCAAGGAGCUUGGUCUUAUCAAGAUCACUGCUCAGUUUGUGGCCCGGUACGGUGCGGAUCAUUUCUGGACUGUUAUUUCUGAAGAAGUGAUUGAGAAGCCUCUUUUUAGCUUUCUCAAGACGACUGACAAGAAGUACAGUUUCUACUAUGGCCUUGUCGCUGCGUAUCAAAGAGUCUUGAAGCCUCGCACCGUUCUUCAUACGGAGGAGAAUAGGUUUGCCGACUGCUUUUACCACUGUCUUCACUUGGACAAGCUUGAUGGUGGUGAUGAUGAUGAUGUUGUUGUUGAUAUUGAUUUGCACGCCUUUGUGGGUGGUCUUGAUUUUUUCACUCACAUGGACCUCCUCGACGACCCUCAAGUUACCAUCAUGCCACCACCCCAACCCGUUUCAGCUCUGCCGACCAUGCCUCCACUAACAUGUCGCGAGUCACGUGUAGCCGAUGAUGAAGAAGAAGCAGUUUAUGGGGCUGUGAGGCUCACACGCAAGGAGCUUGGCAUUAUGAAGCUCACAGCACAGUUUGUGGCGCGUUACGGACAGUGUUUCCGUCUUGCGUUGAUGAUGAGAGUGCUUACGAGCCCUACCUUUGGGUUUAUGUUUUGCCCCAAGUAUCAGUUGGACUUAGAGGACCCAGCUGCGGCCAGGUUCCAGACAUUUGGCGUGCUUGUUGUUGCGUAUUCAAACAUAUUACUCCCUUGCAACAAGUUUGAUGACUCUCCAGCCACCCUUGUUGAUGCCUUUUUCCUCCGUCUUCGAGGAGUGGAGGAGACGACGACAACGAAGGAGGCUCUGCUUGAUUUGCAUGCCUUUGUGGCCGGUAGUGUUGACUAUUUUGCACACAUGCAGGAUUAUAACUAUUCUACUAGCAUGGCGCCACCUGAACGUCUUUCGGUUGUGAUGAACCGGCCUACACAUAGUACUGUGCUUGUGCGGCUUUCAUGGGCCCCUAUGCAUGAACGUGUUGCAAGCCGUCUUCCAUACCCCACGUGGUCCGUCCUUAAACAUGCAAUUCCUCCAUGGAUCACACCCGAGGAGCUUGCGAUCACCAAGCUCACAGCCCAGUUUACGGCGCGGUAUGGGACUUGUUUUGAGCGGGCGUUGAUGAGCAGACUGUCUACGGAGCCUCGGUUCGACUUCAUGAGGUUUGAUGAAAUCAAGGGAGAAGCUUUGCGUGGGUUUCGUAGGGUCUACUCCGCAGUGUUAAAGCCUUGCAAAAAGGCCACGGAAGGUGGUAGUGAUGAUGAUUGUACGGCCACGGAAGGUGAUGAUGAUGAAUGUACGGCCAUGGCUCUUGAGUUGUUCUUCCACUGUCUUCAGUUGGAGAGGCUGAAAAAGGAGGGAGUGGAGACGACGACGGCUGUGAUUCAGUUGGAUGCGUUUAUGAGCGGUGUUGACUAUCUGGCUUACAUGAAUAAGAAUCUUGACUAUUACGCUACCCUGCCUCCACCUCAACGUCUUUCAGUGAUGAUAACGAGCCAGGUUCCUCCUGAUGGUGUUCGACUAAGACCUCUCUUGUCUCGUCCCUCUAUACGUCUUCGCAAGGACCUCACACCCAAGGACCUUGUUGUUAUCAAGCUCACAGCUCUGUUUGCGGCGCGGUAUGGGAUGGUAUUCUGUCGGGAUUUGUUGAGGAAGCUGGUGGUUUUGAAAGCCGAGUAUAACUUGUUGUUUAAGUUUAUGGAGCCAAGUGAUACAUGGUUCAAGCUUUACGGUGUGGUUGUUGCGGCGUAUUCCAAAGUAGUAAAAGAGCAUGCUUAUGCGGAAGAGAUCGUUCUUGAGUAUUUUUUCAGCUGUCUUGAAUGGGAGGAGGGAGGAGAGACGGCUAUGGUUGUUGAUUUGUAUGCUUUUGUGGAGGGUGUUGACUGUUUCGCUCAGAUUGAGGAUGGUAACUAUUCUGCUCUCAUGGGGAACCACCUAGUAACACAAAUAAGUAUGCAUGGGAAUGUCUUGUCGCCACCACAGCCAAAGAGACAAAAGCUUGACGAGUAA
Molecule: messenger RNA, 2385 nt
Organism: Microthlaspi erraticum
Lineage: Eukaryota; Viridiplantae; Streptophyta; Magnoliopsida; Brassicales; Brassicaceae
Source: the annotation of a GenBank genome assembly